AUGGCAAUCUCGCACGACGGUGGCGGCAAUGGAAAAGGGGCAGACGCGACAAACGCCGAACCUGUCUUCGUACCGGAACAAAGAUUGGCGGAAGAGGCUUCAGGAGAUACCAAUGUGCCGUGGUCGAUCUGGUCCUCCAAGCAGAGGAAAUUCAUCAUUCUGACUGCUUCGUUUGCCUCGCUUCUGUCCCCCUUAUCUGGCCAAAUCUAUUUCCCAGCCCUCGAUACCAUCGCGAAAGACUUGCAUGUCUCCAACAGCUUGGUCAAUUUGUCCAUCACCACCUAUCUAAUCUUCCAAGCCAUUGCGCCGACAUUUACUGCCCAGCUGUCGGACUCCCUGGGACGGAGGCCGCUCUAUAUGGUCUGCUUUAUCCUUUACAUGGCUGCAAAUAUCGGAUUGGGCGCACAAAACAGCUAUGCAGCAUUGCUAGUGCUGCGCUGUUUUCAGAGUGCAGGUAGCAGUGGGACAGUCGCGCUGUCUAACGCUGUUGCGACAGAUAUCACGACUCCUGCCGACCGUGGCCGUUAUAUAGCAUACGCAGCAGCCAUCCCUAUGCUUGGACCGACACUUGGGCCCAUCAUAGGCGGUCUCCUUGCUCAAUAUGCUGGGUGGCAUUCUGUCUUUUGGUUCUUGUUGGGCCUGACUGGAGCCAUCGCCAUCCCAAUGGCCAUCUUCUUCCCUGAAACAUGUCGAAAAAUCGUCGACGAUGGGUCCAUCCCCCCUCAGAAAUGGAAUAGAUGCUACACAAACGUCUUGAUCGAACGCAAAGCUUUUAAAGAAGGGAAAAUUGUGCCAUACGAGAAACGUGACGAGUUAACCAAAUCUCGCCGCAAUCAAUUGCCCAAUCCCUUCGCAAGCAUCAUGCUUCUGCUGCGGCGAGAAUGUGGCUUUGCCUUGCUCUAUGGUGCCAUCCUUGCCUGUUCUUUUUACGCCACUCUCUCUCUCAUUCCGUCGCAAUUCCAAAAGAUAUAUCACUUUAACGAGCUGCAAAUUGCAUUGUGCUACAUCCCUUUCGGAGUGGGCAGCUUGAUUGCGGCCUUUAAUCGCGGCAGAAUGCUCGACUCAAACUUCAAACGCCACGCAACUCGUCUCGGUAUUACGGUUGAAAAGAAUCGCCAUACCGACCUCGCAGGUUUUCCCAUCGAGCGCGCAAGAUUAGAAGUAGCGCUGCCGACCAUUCUCUUGGGCAGCGCAUGCAUCGUCGGCUUUGGCUGGACGUUACAUUACAAGACAAACUUGGCCGGACCACUAAUUCUGCUUUUCGUCAUUGCAUUCUGCCUUUCGGCUUCGCUUAAUUGUGUUGCAUGCCUCAUGCUGGAUUUGUAUCCGGGCAAGGCGGGCACUGUUUCGGCGUCCAAUAACCUGCUACGAUGCUUGCUGGGGGCUGGUGCCACUGCUGCCAUUGUUCCUUUGAUUGAAGCCAUUGGUGUCGGCUGGGCAGUCACAAUAUUCGCUUUCCUGAAUAUUGUAGCACUACCCUUGUUGUGGUAUAUCAUGAAACAAGGGCCCAGUUGGCGGGACGAGAUGUUGCAGAAAAAAUUAGAGAAGCAAACCGCUGCUUAA
Molecule: messenger RNA, 1563 nt
Organism: Trichoderma asperellum CBS 433.97
Lineage: Eukaryota; Fungi; Ascomycota; Sordariomycetes; Hypocreales; Hypocreaceae
Biological process (GO): transmembrane transport
Cellular component (GO): plasma membrane
Molecular function (GO): transmembrane transporter activity
Source: RefSeq, a predicted model, not a curated record